Molecule: messenger RNA, 2923 nt
Organism: Purpureocillium takamizusanense
Lineage: Eukaryota; Fungi; Ascomycota; Sordariomycetes; Hypocreales; Ophiocordycipitaceae
Exons: 5
Coding region: 283-2103 (606 amino acids)
Source: RefSeq, a predicted model, not a curated record
CGGCCGCCCCGGUUCCCUUCUCCCGGCGCUCUCCACGCACGUACGCACGCACGCACGCACGCACUCCCACCCUCACCUCAUCCUCGCCUUCCGCCGUCGCCACCGCCGCCGCCGCCAUCGACAUUCAACAUAUACCCGCCCGUCCGCCCGCCGCCGUCGCGCGCCAUCCCGCUCGUUCCCAGAUUGCCGUCCUCGUCGUCGUCAUCGUCGCCCUGCGCGCUGCAACGCUCGGUUGCAAUGACAUGUCGCCUCCCCCGAUGCCGCCGAACAUGACUUAGGAGAAUGUCGCUCACCGAACUUCGAAAUAGCGUACUCCUAUUCAGCAAUCCAGUAUGGGCCGGCGCCAAUACCGUUCCCUCGACGCUCGUCCGGAACAUUACCGCGCGCACCAGCCAACUGGCCUAUGAAGAGCGCUUGACAAACAACCUCACGACGUUGAGUACCCGCAAUGCCGAAAAGCUCGACGGCACCUUUGGUGGCCUGCUGUACGUCCCGGCCGUCACCAGCGUCCCCUCCUGCGACGUGCAGCAGUACGACUUUAUCCCCCGCAACGUCACCCGCCGCCAGCAACUCCCCCCUAGCAACUUCAAUGUCGUCGCCAUAGCCCCCUGGUUCAGCAUCGACUGCACCCUCGCCUACCUCCGCUCCGCCUCCCACGGCCCCAUACGCGCCUUCAUCUUCUACAAGCCCAACAACUCGACCAAUAAGCCCCAAGAGGUCGACUCCCCCGUGUGGAACCUCGACGAUGGUGGCGCCUGGAGGAAGAACUACCACUUCCCCAUCUUCGCCAUCCCAGGCCUCGAAGGCCAGAAGAUUAUGACGCAGUUGAGUCGCUACUCAGGCAACGUCAACGAGGUUCCUCACGGGCCGGAGCUCAGCCAGAUAUUUGGCCCCAAUCCAAACGACUACGUGCGCAUAUGGACCGAUCUGACCCUUCAGAAUUCGAGCAACGUUCCUGCCGUGUGGGCCUUUGUGCUGAUUGUUAUCGGUGCCCUCUUGCUGAUUAUUAGCGCCGUCUCCCUCACCAUGCAUUUUGUCCAGCGCCGAAACCGAAAGUCGCUGAAGCGUCGAGUUCAGUCUGGCGAAGUCGACCUCGAGGCCAUGGGUGUCAAGCGACUGACCGUGCCAGCGUCGCACGUCAAAGACUUUCCUCUAUUUACCUACAACGCCGAGCCGGACCUCGUCGACGCGCCCCCGGCGCCCAGCUCACCCGGUGCGAACCCAUCGCCGCCGUCCAAGAAGCGAAAGGGCCGCCGCUCCGAGCACCGCACUUCGGCGACCGAUUCCACGACCGUUGUUGGCUCUCGGAGCACCCGCAGCGUUAGAAGCAUACGCAGCAAGCGGUCGAGCAUCACCGGUACGGGUGACACGACGGCGACGAACAACCAACCAAACUGCCACAUCUGCUUAUGCAGCUUCGAACACCGCUCUUCCAUCAUUCGGGAAUUGCCUUGCGGCCACAUCUUCCACCCAGCCUGCAUCGACGAAUUCCUCACCCAGAACAGCUCCCUCUGUCCCAUGUGCAAGCACUGCAUGCUGCCGCGGGGCUACAGUCCGAAAAUCACCAACGGCAUGGUCCGCCGAGAGAGGGCAGUGCGGCGGCUGAGACAGAGGGUAGACCUGGAGGACUCUUCCUUUGAAUCCAACGAUACGAAGCUCAAGGAAUGGGGCAAGCGGCUCUUCAGCUCGCACGGAACGGCGGCACCGACUGCAGCCGACGUGCCCAUGACGCCCCUGUCGGCUUCUCAUCCCGCAUCGGAUCAGGUCGAGCCGGACACCCCAGCAGUUGCCAUGCCCAACAACGCGACGGCACAAAUGGAGGGUGACGAGACGCACGACACAACCAACGCCCCGCCGAUGGCCGCCGCGACCAAAACGGGGAGACCGCGAAAGGCCCGGCCGCGGGCUUUGCGACUGCUGCCAACGCACCAUGAAGAGGGCGAACCCAAAGAUGCCGCUCCGCAGGUCGGGCGGUCCAGCCCCUCGUCAUUUGCCAGGGAACGCAUGCGACAGAUUGCAGCCAAUAACGCGCCGUUUGAUGAUCCGGACCAUCAACGGCCUAGAUGGCGGCGGGCACUGUCCAAAGCAUUCCCGGGCUUCUGACGACGGUCAUGUUUUGGCACUGGCGGAGGCGCUGACUGAUAGCGUGGGUGUUGGCAUCAUCACUUUGCAUGGCAAUGGCGUUUUGUCUUUUUCAUUUCUUUUUCCUGGGUCCGGGCCUCAUCUCGGGAAAUGUUGGGUCGGCAAAACAUGGGAUGCAUAUCACGAGGAAAGGUACACCUAGUAUUUGGAAACGGCGUUUGGACGAGAUGGGAGGGUCUGUUUUGUUGCUCGGGACCGCGUCGCAUGGAGGUCGGGUUGGACCCUGGCCACGCACGCACAUCCCUGGACGCGAGCCGCGUUGGCAGCGGCGCACAUGGAUUGGCAACGGGCCGAUGGCCCCUGGACUUGCAGCUCUGGUCGUAUUUAACUCGGCUGUCGGACGUGGUCGGAAGUCGGGAUACUGGAAUCGGAGCGGCGAGGUUGUUGGGCCACAGCCGGACGACGGUGAACGGUGGUUUACGUCCGAGCCCUGACGGUGAAGCGAGCGCUACUGCUGCUUGCCGCCGGCAUGUACUGUACUACUACGUACAUGUACGGACGGGAUGGGCAUUGUUUGUAUGAAGGGCCUGGCUUCGCGAAGCAAAAGAGCAGUCUGGAAUACAGCGAGAGCUGCGACGUGCCCGCAAGAAGGCACUUGAUGUCACUUCAUCUCACUUUGCGCGCGCGUAGCAAGCAAACCAACGCUUUUGUGUCGAUGCCGUCGCAUAUUGCGUGUCAACACACUUUUGUACCAAGUAUAUGCAUUGUUGGAUGAGCGGGCGCGUGGCGACCUGGAAUACCGUCCAUACCCCAAGGCUUGAUGUUGGGAGAUAAAGUACGA